GUAUACAAACCCACCCUUAUGGUACAAAUAGUUUUAUCCCAUGACAAAUGGUGUUUACUCUUGAGUCUUGAGAAAUCCUCCACUAGACAUAAUACUCACAUGUGCCCGUAGGAAUUAGAAAGUGACUUUCCAAUUCACUUGUCCCCAAAUCUCUCUUCUCUCUCUCUCUCUCUCCGAAGACCGACAAUAUAAUGGCAGAUUGGGGUCCGGUGGUGAUCGGAGUUGUACUCUUCGUCCUCCUUCAACCGGGGCUGAUAGUUCAGAUCCCCGGAAACAACCGCAACUUGGAAUGGGGCGGCAUGAAAACUAGCGGCAAGGCUAUAUGUGUACACGCCCUUAUCUUCUUCGCUAUCUAUGCUGUUCUAAUCUUGGCCGUCCAAGUUCAUGUCUAUACUGGCUGAUCUAUCCAUCUUCAAUCCUGUAAUUCCUGAUUCCAGAAUCUUCUACUUUUUUUCUUUUUUUUUUGGGAAAUAAUCUUCUACUUAAUUUAUUGCCUCAUUUCAAUUACGUAUAUUUGUCUGUUUUUUUUCCCCCAAAAAAUGAAGAUGCUAUGUGUCUUGUUCCGUUGUUCCUUACUGAAAUCGAAUUG
Cuscuta campestris is the source of this 589-nucleotide messenger RNA. Lineage: Eukaryota; Viridiplantae; Streptophyta; Magnoliopsida; Solanales; Convolvulaceae. The record is from the annotation of a GenBank genome assembly.